Messenger RNA from Mycetomoellerius zeteki, 1915 nucleotides. It is a transcript of the gene Rad23, whose product is annotated as UV excision repair protein Rad23. Gene Ontology annotation, biological process: proteasome-mediated ubiquitin-dependent protein catabolic process; nucleotide-excision repair. The coding region runs from base 215 to 1297 and encodes 360 amino acids. Gene Ontology annotation, molecular function: damaged DNA binding; proteasome binding; polyubiquitin modification-dependent protein binding. Gene Ontology annotation, cellular component: nucleoplasm; cytosol. The record is from RefSeq and is a predicted model, not a curated record. NCBI's taxonomy places the organism in Eukaryota, Metazoa, Arthropoda, Insecta, Hymenoptera, Formicidae. The transcript has 6 exons.
UAGUCGCUACUAGAUCUUCAUUAUCAUAUGUUUUCCGCACACUGUUGCAAGUGUUAACAUUCAUACACCUGCGAGCUGUUUAAGGCAGUGCAGACUCAUCGCCGAAAAAAAAUCUCUACUCCAAAACACCGUUUUAUUCUUAUCGUGGAGGACUACGCGGGGUUAAUUUUGCGAUUGCUUGACGUACGUUGCGCGAGCUCACCACCCCGGCAAUAUGAUUAUAACGCUGAAAAACUUACAGCAGCAAACCUUCACGAUAGAGAUCGACUCAUCGCAAACUGUCAAAGAUCUCAAGGAGAAGAUCGAAUCGCAGAAAGGCUUCCCCGCCGAACAUCAGAAGUUGAUAUACGCUGGGAAAAUAUUAGCGGAUGAGCAGCCUUUAGCAGAAUAUAAUAUCGAUGAGAAGAAAUUUAUAGUUGUUAUGGUAACAAAGCCUAAAACUGGUGCUACACCUAAAACAAGCGAAGAACAGCGCACAGAGGGUGAUAAGAAGGAGGAAUCUACUAGCUCGGCAACUACACAACCUAGUUUGAACCCUAAUGUUCAGGAUACUACACGAGCAGCUAGUAAUGUGCAAGAGCAACCCGUAGCAGCUGCUCCAGCGGCUGGUCAAGCAGAAAGUGCCUUGCUAAUGGGAGAGGAUUAUAAUACUAUGGUAAACAACAUUAUGGAUAUGGGAUAUGAACGUGAGCAGGUUGUACAGGCGCUACGCGCAAGUUUUAACAACCCUGAUAGAGCUGUCGAGUAUCUCAUAACAGGUAUACCAGCGCAACUCUUUGAGGAUCCACCUGAAGAUCCACCGGAAGCUCAAGAACAACUUCAGGAUCAGAGUCAAGAUCCAUUGGCCUUUUUACGUUUGCAGCCACAAUUUCAACAAAUGCGUCAGGUCAUUCAGCAGAAUCCACAGCUGUUGAACAAUCUUCUUCAGCAAAUUGGUUCCACUAAUCCUGCCCUUUUACAGCUUAUUUCUCAAAAUCAGGAAGCAUUUGUACGCAUGCUCAACGAACCUGUGGAACCUACUACGGGAACGGGGGCGCGAGUUUUACCAUCCGGAGGAGGUGUAGGACCCGCGGCUGCAGCUACUGCGGGAGGCGCUGUGAAUGGUGGACCUGGCGCGGGUGCAGCAACGGGCGUAGGAUCUGGUUUAAUACAGAUAACACCACAAGACAGAGAAGCUAUUGAGAGGUUGAAGGCAUUAGGUUUCCCAGAACAUUUAGUCGUACAAGCAUAUUUCGCCUGUGAAAAAAACGAAAAUCUCGCUGCUAACUUCCUACUUUCGCAAAACCUUGACGACUGAAUCGCUCAUCUUGAUUUUGCGCGGUGUUUCGAAUAAAGAACGGGACUGACAGAGGGUGGAUGAUCGCACCAUUAUCAUUUUUACCUUACAAUAAUCAUCUUUAUUUUGUAUAUAGAUAUAUACAAUAUCUAUGCUAUUUUAUUUGUUGUGUAGAUAAAAUCCUGGUGUGUUUGGUAAGCGAUUGAAUUUAAAGAUAGGCGCAUACCAUAACAUAUAUGUCGACUCUUUUAAGCAUUGUUUCAUAUUUUUAAAAACAUUUCAUUCAAUAUCUAACACAUGUUUAUGAGAGAAAGAAUUGUUGCUUACAGCAGAUGAUGUUAUAAAAUCCAUCCUUACAGCCUACAAGUGCUCUAAGAUCUUAUAUUUCUUUAAUAUAUAUGGAGCAAUAUAAUUGCAUUUUUAUAUGAGAAAGCCUUAUGAGCCUUACUCUGCAGAAGAAUACCUUGCAGUAGUUAUAUAUUGAGGGUCGGGCAUAUAUAAAUUGAAGAUGUGUUCACUCUCGCGUUAAGGUAUGUUUUAUACAUAUCUAAAUGUUUGCAUGUAGGUAUAAUAAGUGCAUUUUGUAUAUUUCUCGGCUUUCUGAUAUAAAAAUUUUAGAAUGCAUCUGUUUGGGUAUGU